This is a messenger RNA of Lithohypha guttulata, 780 nucleotides long. RefSeq lists its product as uncharacterized. The transcript has a single exon. Gene Ontology annotation, cellular component: membrane; signal peptidase complex. Gene Ontology annotation, biological process: protein targeting to ER. NCBI's taxonomy places the organism in Eukaryota, Fungi, Ascomycota, Eurotiomycetes, Chaetothyriales, Trichomeriaceae. The record is from RefSeq and is a predicted model, not a curated record. Bases 1 to 780 code for a protein of 259 amino acids.
AUGCAUUCUUCCCUCAAUCGUCUUCAGACGACCUUUGGUUUCUUCAGUACAUGCGCGUUCACUCUUGCAGGCAUAAUCGCUGUCCUUUCCCUCAUUCCUAUUCCGACACCUACUAGCCAGCCUUCUGCAGUCAUCAAGCCUCGAGAGGUACAAGUGGUAAAGGGCCGACCCCAUUACUAUUCAGCCAAGCGCGAAGAAUAUGCCCACAUACGAUUUGACCUCGACGCCGAUCUUUCACCCUUGUUCACAUGGAACACCAAGCAGCUCUUUGUGUAUGUAACGGCCAACUAUCCAGCUCAAAAGGGCAAUGAUCAAUCUGAGUCUGUGAUUUGGGAUUCGAUCAUACCUGCAACCGCAACACCGUGGUCCUGGCAAUCUCUCAAGAGCACAUACUUUCCAGACAAGAAGAGCCUCAGAGUUUCGAAGAACAAGAACAAGAGAGGAGUUGAAUCGACUACAACAGCAUUGAGUAAGCCAGGAAAGAUCAAUCUGAAGAAUCAGAAGCCAAAAUACCAGAUUACAGAUCCAUCGGGCAUUAUGGCUCAGAGGCAGAAUGUUACAUUACAAGUUAGUUGGAACGUUCAGCCUUGGGUUGGAGCUCUAGUCUGGGACAAGGGCUAUUUCGGUGGUAGAGUUGGCUCGUGGAAGAAUGGCAGGACAGGAAGAAGUAAGAGCUUUGAUCUACCGGCGCUGAAGGGAAGUAAACCUGAAGCUGUCAAGGACCCAGAAGGUCCGAGAACACCAAAGGCUGCGGAAGGGAAGCCUAUUACUGAUAUAUGA